This is a messenger RNA of Lentinula edodes (shiitake mushroom), 2365 nucleotides long. RefSeq names its product aflatoxin-detoxifizyme. The transcript has 22 exons. Gene Ontology annotation, cellular component: cytoplasm. Gene Ontology annotation, biological process: proteolysis. The coding region runs from base 41 to 2221 and encodes 726 amino acids. Gene Ontology annotation, molecular function: dipeptidyl-peptidase activity; metalloexopeptidase activity. NCBI's taxonomy places the organism in Eukaryota, Fungi, Basidiomycota, Agaricomycetes, Agaricales, Omphalotaceae. The record is from RefSeq and is a predicted model, not a curated record.
UACGUGUUAGCAUAAUUCAUUUUUUUUCUUAACAACGUCAAUGUGGAGCCUAAGGGGCCUCAGACCUCGUGCCAUCUAUAACGGCUUGCAUUAUCCACUAUCAUCAUCUCAAAAACCGAACUUACGCAGGAACUUUAUGGCUUCCGCGAAUGUUCAUUCUGAACGAUUCUUAGCCGAUCGUGCUGCUCCUUUAUGCAGUCUCGAUAUCUCCAAGACUUUCGCGCAAUUAAGUUCCCAGGAAAAGAAGUACACUCAUCAUGUAUCUGAAGCUGCUUGGGCCGGUGCGCGAAUCAUACAAGCUCAAUGGACCCCUCAGGCGAAUGAUCUGUAUGAUCUUUUGAUCUUAACAUUCAGUGACGAUGGAAAGCUCGCCGAUCUGCAAAAACUACAAUCUGCAUCCAGACUGACUGCUGAGGAAUGGGAGGAUAUCAUGCAAUAUACUGUUCAAGUGCUGAGCAAUCUGGUCAAUUAUCGCUCGUUUGGAUUUACGAAAAUCAUUCCCCGGAUUUCUGACAUCAAAUUCGAAGCUGUUGUGCAGCAGUCUGCAAACUCGAACAAAGCUCUUGAUCUGUGGUACAAGCUGAAAGAACACAUCUACGCCACAGAACCUAGCACUUCUCUUUUCAUUGGCAAGCGCAGUCAAGGGCAUGUUUCAAAUUAUUACUUAGGAGAAGUUAUAUCCGAUGAAGAAGUUGGUGAUGUGCAAACUGCUGCAGAGAAUCUUGGAGUUGACGUUCUCAACACUCGUUUGAGGAAAAAUGGACAAAAAGAUUUCACGCUUCUUGUGGCCUCUGCGCAAUCCAAGCAAUCUGCUGUACACUAUAUCUCUGCCAAAUCUGGAAGCUUCAAGCUUACUGUCGAGUACGGUGAUCACGCAGCGGCACUGAAAAAGGUCGUCGUUUCACUUCAAGAGGCCAAGAAAUACACGGCUAACUCGCAUCAGGCCAAGAUGGUUGAGAAAUACAUUGACUCAUACAAUACUGGAUCGAUUCAGGACCACAAGGAUGGAUCCACAGAGUGGGUGAAAGAUACUGGUCCUAUAAUCGAGUCUUAUCUUGGGUUUAUAGAAACUUAUGUCGAUCCUUACGGUGGUAGAGCCGAAUGGGAGGGCUUCACUGCAGUAGUAAAUAAAGCGCUUAGUGCUAAAUAUGACACUCUGGUGGCACAAGCUCCCAAGCUCAUCGAAGUUUUACCGUGGGGUAAAGACUUUGAGGUUGAAACUUUCAGAAAACCGGAUUUUACUGCCCUUGAGGUGGUUUCAUUCGCCACGGGCGGCAUCCCCGCGGGUAUCAAUAUUCCAAAUUAUUAUGAUAUCCGUGAAACCGUUGGUUUCAAGAACGUUUCAUUGGCCAACAUUCUUGCUGCAAAAGCACCUAACGAAGAAUUGACUUUCAUUCAUCCUGACGACGCGAAGCUUUACAAUGAAUGGGAUCAUCGGGCGUUUGAACUCCAGGUGGCCAAUCAUGAACUCCUGGGACAUGGUUCCGGUAAGCUAUUGAAGGAGAAUGGGGAUGGGUCGAGGAAUUUUGACCCGAGCGUCAUCAAUCCUUUAACUGGUGAGCCAGUAACAUCAUGGUACAAGCCCGGUCAGACCCCAGACGCGGUCCUUGGGGAGGUUUCUUCAUCGAUGGAGGAAUGUAGGGCUGAGACUGUUGCUCUUUUCUUGGUCGGAAACAGAGAUAUCUUGAAGAUUUUCAAUUACGUCGACGAGCAAGAAAUCGAGGAUAUUCAAUAUAUAACGUUCCUUCUCAUGGCUCGUGCGGGUCUCCGUGCAUUAGAAUUCUUCGAUCCUGCAACCCAGAAGCAUGGUCAAGCUCAUAUGCAAGCUCGACUUGGUAUUACUCAAUUUUUAAUGAGGAAUGGUAUAGCUCGAUUGGAGAAAGUUCGCGAUUCAGACGAUAUGUUGGAGAAUGUGUUUGUACGUGUUGACAGGGAUCAAGUACUUGCACGCGGUAAAGACGUUGCCGGAAAACUUCUGGUAUCAUUGCAAGUAUACAAGAGUACUGCAGAUGGUGCAGGGGCACGGAAAUUCUACACGGAAUUAACAACGCCCAUGUCAGGCUGGGACGGAGAACUCAGGGAUCUCGUGCUGAAGAAAAAACUUCCACGAAAAAUCUUCGUUCAGCCGACAACAGCGAUCGUUGAUGGUGAAGUUCAGCUCAAAGAAUACCCAUUGACGAGUGCAGGUGCAAUCGAGAGCUUCAUCGACCGGAGACUGUGAGCAUGGUCGGGGAUGAUGAUGAUUGUUCAAACUGAAUUCGUACCAAAUACACUUAUACCAGUGAUACAAGAGUAACUACUACAGUACAUAGUUGGAACUUGGCUUGGAGUUUGGCUGCGAAAAUAAAAAAGAAAUUAUCCCUUC